Columba livia (rock pigeon) is the source of this 5514-nucleotide messenger RNA. It is a transcript of the gene SUCO, whose product is annotated as SUN domain containing ossification factor. The record is from RefSeq and is a predicted model, not a curated record. Lineage: Eukaryota; Metazoa; Chordata; Aves; Columbiformes; Columbidae. Bases 218 to 3589 code for a protein of 1123 amino acids. Gene Ontology annotation, biological process: protein folding in endoplasmic reticulum; regulation of bone remodeling. The transcript has 24 exons. Gene Ontology annotation, cellular component: membrane; cytoplasm.
AGCGCGUGAACGGAUAAGGGCCGGGGGGGAGGGGCCCGCUUCGGCGGGUAGUAACGGCCGCGCUCGCGCCGGCGCGUGUGGCGUUACGUCGGGGCCACUCCAACGGUCGCUUCUCCUCAGCGGUGCACGCCGCCGCCGCCCGCGCUUUUCCCGCUGUCCCUCUGCCGGGGAGGAUGCGCCGUCUCUGCCCGGCAGCGGCAGGUAGACGGGGGAGACGAUGAGGGAGCGGCCCCGCCGGCUCCUGGCCCUGGGCUCCUGCCUCUUCCUCUGCGCCGUGCUCUGGCUUCCUAUUUGGCAUGUCUUUUGUAAAGACAGUCUUUCAUCAGCGGUGCAAUAUGCUUCAGGUGAUGCUUGUGCCCUGGCAAAUGAUGAUGAAAAUGUCCAGGAAAAGGGGGAAGAGGCUGGUCCCAGACUGGAGUCUGAGCAUGCAGACUCAAGUACACGGAGUUACCCUACAGAAGAGCUACUUGAUGACUUUACAAAAUCUGACCAGACUACAGAAAUGAGUGAAGCAAGCCAACCUGAAGUUGAGACUCCACCUUCAGCAGAUUUAAAUGAAGCUUCAUCUAGCAUAGUUGCAAGCACUGAAAACACUUCCAGUUCACCUACCUCAGAGAUACCUCCAGUCUCGCAGCCUGAUGCAAUAGAAAAUUCCCGUGCUGAUAUCCCUGUAGUCAGCUCUAGUGAAGCUGAGCAGUCAGAACCUGACUGUGAUAUUGGUGGGACACUUGAGGCUGACCCUCAGAGUGAGCCUUCCUCUUUUGUCAGCCCACCAGAAAGCCUUGCAGGUCAACAUAUAGAGAACAUAUCAUCUUCACAUGGCAAGGGAAAGAAGACAAAAUCAGAGUUUGACUCAAAAGUUUCAGCAGCUGAAAAGGGAGCAGAUGAGCAAAAAUCUGCUUUGAAUGCUUCAGAGAACUUAAAAAAAGAGAAAGACUAUAAGAAAGCAGGAGAAAUUGACCCUACGUCGGUGAUGACUCCAAAGGACCCUGAAGACAUUCCAACAUUUGACGAAUGGAAGAAGAAAGUUAUGGAAGUAGAGAAAGAGAAGAGUCAGUCAAUGCACCCUUCUGCUGUUGGUGGGCAGCACUCCACAAAAAAGGUCCAGAAAAACAGAAAUAACUAUGCCUCUGUAGAGUGUGGUGCCAAAAUUCUGGCAGCGAAUCCAGAGGCAAAGAGCACUUCAGCUAUUUUGAUGGAAAACAUGGACCUUUAUAUGCUAAAUCCUUGCAGUACUAAAAUCUGGUUUGUUAUCGAGCUCUGUGAACCAGUCCAAGUAAAGCAGCUUGACAUUGCAAAUCAUGAAUUAUUCUCUUCCACUCCUAAGGACUUUCUGGUGUCUAUUAGUGACAGGUAUCCAACAAACAAAUGGAUUAAAUUAGGUACUUUCCAUGCUAGAGAUGAGAGAAAUGUCCAAAGCUUUCCUCUGGAUGAACAGAUGUAUGCAAAAUAUGUUAAGAUGUUCAUCAAGUACAUAAAGGUGGAGUUGAUAUCGCACUUUGGAUCGGAACAUUUUUGUCCUCUGAGUCUUAUAAGGGUAUUUGGUACAAGCAUGGUUGAAGAGUAUGAAGAAAUAGCUGAUUCUCAGUAUCAGUCUGAACGACAAGAACUCUUUGAUGAAGAUUAUGAUUAUCUAUUGGAUUAUAAUACAGGGGAAGAAAAAUCUUCAAAAAAUCUCCUUGGUUCUGCUACAAAUGCUAUCCUAAGUAUGGUGAAUAUUGCUGCUAAUAUGCUUGGAGCCAAAACUGAAGAAUCCUCUGAAGCUGAAGCAGGCAACAAAAGUUUGUCUGAAAAUGUCACUGCCACCCCUGCAACUUCAACAGCUGCACCGAGGCUGCUUGAACCAACUCCUGUUCCUUCACCAGAGCUUGUUACUACAGAUAUUCCACAGAUAGAUAAAGAGCAAUUAAUUGUGGAUUUGACGAAAGAAAAUCCUAUUGUUCAACUAGUACAAGAGUACGAAGAAGAUACAAGCCAGUCAACAGUAACCUUGCUGCCCAGUGAUGAUCAGGAAGAAGUAGCAGCAUCAUGGUUUGAACUUGAGACAGAAAAGUACUGCUAUGACAUAGCAACAGCAUGUUGUAUUUCCACUUUUUCAGAAUAUCUGUUUAAGUGGUGUUCAGUUGCAGUAGCCAUGCAUCGACAGCGUAGUAAAACUGCAGGUAAACAAGGGCAAGAUUACUCUGCUGAUGUUCAGCAGCCACAGGUGGUUCUGACUGAAUCUGUACAUAUGUCAAUAGAUGAGCCUCCGCCUGACGAAUUAGACAGCAAAGCUGAGAGAACAUCUGGAUCUGCUGUUGCAGUUGACUUCAGCGUUGCAGUCCAUGAGGAGAUCAGUAACGAGACCACAGAUUCAGUUGAACUGGAACCAAGCCAUCCUCAAACUGUCUCUCAAUCCCUCCUCUUAGAAGUUACUACUGAAAUUAAGCCGUUUCCAACAACAGACACUGCACUGGAGCCUGCCAAAGAUGAUGCAGGCCAGGUAAUGCCAAGAGUGACUCCCCAGGUCGAUGAAGCUGAGAUCAGUGAAGAAACAGAAAAGGCUGAGAGCUCUGUUGCAGAAGAAACCCCUGUAGUUUCCGAGACUAGUGUGGCCACUGAGGUAAAGGAGAUGAGCGCAAGGGAGACUGUUGCUACUCCGAUUAUUUUAAGGCCUACAGAGACCGUUCUGCAGCCUGAACACACAGUGGGCAUGUUAGCUGGUGAUGCUGGAGAGGGAAAGGAAAGCACUCCAGAAGUGCAGAAACCUGUUUUGCUUCCUGUUGAGUCUUCUGUAUCUGCUGAAACAAAGGAGGAUGAUCAGACAGCUGAAGAAGCUUUCAUGGCGAUUCCAGUCUCUGGAGGACUGCAGAGAACAGCUACAGACUUCUAUGCCGAACUGCAGAAUUCAACAGAUCUAGGUUAUGCAAAUGGAAAUCUUGUUCACGGAUCUAAUCAGAAGGAGUCUGUCUUCAUGCGCCUGAAUAAUCGCAUAAAAGCACUAGAAGUAAACAUGUCUCUCAGCAGCCGUUAUUUAGAAGAACUUAGUCAGAGGUACCGAAAGCAAAUGGAAGAAAUGCAGAAGGCUUUCAAUAAAACAAUAAUAAAACUUCAGAACACCUCAAGAAUAGCAGAAGAGCAGGAUCAACGGCAAACAGAAGCAAUCCAGCUGUUACAGGCACAGCUCUCCAACAUGACACAGCUAGCUUCCAAUCUGUCAACAACUGUGGCGGAGUUAAAACGUGAGGUUUCUGAUCGGCAGACUUACCUUGUGAUUUCUCUGGUUCUAUGUGUCAUUCUGGGCUUGGUGCUAUGUGUGCAGCGGUGCAGAGGCAAUUCUCAGUUCUGUGAAGAUUACCUCUCAAAAAUUCCCAAAAGUAAUCACUACCCUAGUCCCAAAAGGUGUUUUUCCUCCUAUGAUGAUAUGAAUUUGAAAAGAAGAACUUCUCUUCCACUGGUCAGAUCACAGUCUUUUCAGCUAGCUGGUAAAGAAGAUCUGGCAGUGUCAGCACUGCUAAAUUUAUGUUCCCCCUCUUACAGUGGAAGCAGAGGACCUGUACAUUGUGGAGCCCCUGAAGUUUUCCCCGGAGAAGAAGAAAAAGCGUUGUAAAUACAAAAGUGAAAAAAUAGAGACUAUUAAGCCAACAACAGAGCCUCUGCAUCCAAUAGCCAACGGGGAAAUUAAAGGAAGGAAGCCUUUUACGAACCAGAGGGACUUCUCUAACAUUGGGGAAGUUUAUCACUCUUCGUAUAAGGGUCCUCCAUCGGAAGGAAGCUCUGAAACAUCAUCGCAGUCUGAGGAGUCCUACUUUUGUGGCAUUUCAGCAUGUACAAGUCUGUGCAAUGGACAGACUCAAAAGACAAAAACUGAGAAGAGGGCUAUAAAACGAAGACGGUCUAAAGUUUCAGACCAAGGGAAGCUCAUAAAAACUCUAAUACAGACUAAGUCAGGGUCAAUGCCAAGCCUGCAUGACAUAAUCAAAGGAAACAAAGAUAUAACAGUGGGAACACUUGGUGUCACGACAGUUUCUGGACACAUCUAAAACUAGCUGAACUUCUCAAACAGGAGAGUGUUUGUUCGUUUGAGAACAGUCUGUGGUAUUCUGUGUGAGGAUGGUGGGAGAUUAAGAGCUCAACUAAUUGGAAAGUAUUCAGAAAUUUGGUUUCUGUCUUUUUAAAUAGAUGGGAUUGUGUCAAUCUUGGCUAUAAGCUGCAGCUUUACAAGGCUGAUAAUUUCCUAUGAGAACAGCUUGGGGGGAGGGAGGACUGGGUUCAUUUUAUAAAGGUUUUUUUUCACAGUUCCUGGGGCAGAGAUUUUUUGAAACCCCAUUUGUUGGGUGGAAUAGGGAUAAAAGCCUAAUCCUCUUCCUUUAGCUUUGUUCCUAUUUCUUGCACCUUCCCAUAUUUAUGUGCCUUUUGUCUAUUUAUAAUGCCACUGGAAGAGGGGAGAUACAAUUGUUUGUCAUUUGAUUUAUUUUGUAAUUUCUCUAGCUUUUUUUGAAGAUGCAACACUACAGUGCUGUAAAGGGACAUGUGUUGGCCUUCAGCUGGACUCAGUAAUGUGGACUGGAUACUGUAAAAAUACUAAUAGAUGGACUUGCCUGACUAGAUGCUGGUUUUGCAAACUUGGUUGAGGAAAUAAUCUCACAAUGGAUGAUAAUAGCGUUAAUUUCCACCUUCAGUUAUGAGUCAGAGCUGUAGUCUGAUGUUAUAAAUGGCAGUGGCUCUUUGGGAUUUCCUGUGUCCAGUGGAGUCUCAGGCUGCUGAAUGCAUUUAUCUCAGUUGUCUACGGUAGUUCGUUGAAGGAAGAAAUUGGGAGAACGCUCAGUGCUGCUGUGCUGAGAGCUGAGGCUCAGCUGAGGAGUGCAAGGGGUUGAGCUGGUGUAGCUGAGCCAUUCCAGCCAGCUCUGGAUGGGUUGAGUUUGCAAAGCCUUGAAGUCUGACCUGUCAGGCUUGUUCAAAGUGGGUAUUUCCAUAACGUUUGCUUUUGUAUUGGCUAACAAAUGUGCAGUGUUUGUAUGGUUGGUAUUUUCAUAUCCAAGUGUUUUUUAUUUUGACUGUGAUUAUAUAUUUGGAUACUCUAGGAUGUGUGAUUGCUAAAAUGUUGUGUGUAUCUGAGUGAGUGGAACAAAAGGUUAUUCCUUUUGACAGGUGUUACAGGUUCACGUUGUAAAAAAAUAAGUUAACUUAUUGAGCACUUUUAGUGGUACCCUUUUUAACAGAUCUAAUGCCUUUCCUGGGUAUUGUAUGUAAUGUGACUUAUUUAAAGCUUUUGUUUUUUUUGCUGCUUUCUUGUUAGUUUUUGAAUACUUUAAGGUGAUGUAAUUUUGGAGUUGAUCUGCACAAUUAGCCAGUCAGAGCUCAUGAACCAGACAUGUUGAACAUGAAUUCAGAAGGGUUUCAAACCUGGAUGAGGAAAAUAUAUACCACCUGAGUGCAGCAUACAAUGUUGUGGAAGGAGAGUAUGUAACUACAGAGCUGUAGUGCCAUUAGAAACUGUGAAUUUCCAAAUAAAUCUGAACACUUUGUCUUUAA